Messenger RNA from Xiphophorus maculatus (southern platyfish), 3467 nucleotides. It is a transcript of the gene pnp6, whose product is annotated as purine nucleoside phosphorylase-like. Gene Ontology annotation, biological process: nucleoside metabolic process. The transcript is spliced from 6 exons. Bases 184 to 1050 code for a protein of 288 amino acids. Gene Ontology annotation, cellular component: cytoplasm. Gene Ontology annotation, molecular function: purine-nucleoside phosphorylase activity. Lineage: Eukaryota; Metazoa; Chordata; Actinopteri; Cyprinodontiformes; Poeciliidae. The record is from RefSeq and is a predicted model, not a curated record.
CCGUGAGCUGACUUUGCCCCGCCUCUUCAUCAUAUGUGCACCGACGUCAGCGCGUAGCAUGAUCUCCGUUGCUCCGUCCGCAGGCUCCAUCUCCAACCGGUUUGACCACCGUGAACUCAACACCGACAGAGCCCGGGCUUUAGCAGCAUAAACACUCGCCUUUUCAGCAAAUCACCAUCGGACAUGGCAGCAGCCUCCUCCAGUCAGUGCAGUUACAGUUAUGAAGAGUACAAAGAGACUGCGGACUGGUUGCUGUCGCAAACAGAGAAUCGUCCUAAAGUGGCCAUCAUCUGUGGUUCAGGCCUGGGCGGUCUGGCCGAGCUGCUAGAUGACAAGAACAUAUUCCCAUAUAAAGAUAUUCCACGUUUCCCCACCAGCACUGUGCAGGGUCAUUCAGGCCAGCUGGUGUUUGGAAAGCUGAACGGCCAUGAGUGUGUCUGCAUGCAGGGUCGAUUUCACUUCUACGAGGGCUACAAUAUUCACACGGUGACAUACCCAGUGAGAGUCUUCUUCCUGCUUGGCGUGGAAAUUCUGAUCGUCACAAAUGCUGCCGGCGGCCUCAAUGGUAGUUACAGUGUGGGCGACAUCAUGCUAAUCAAGGAUCACAUCAACAUGCCUGGCUUUGCUGGUCAGAAUCCUCUGUGUGGACGCAAUGACACAAGGUUUGGAGUGCGUUUCCCUUGCAUGUCUGAUGCAUAUGACAGAGAGCUCAGGGUCCUGGCUAAGGAAACAGCGGAGGAGCAUGGCUGUGGGAGCUUCCUCCAGGAAGGCACUUACUGCAUGCUGGCUGGACCAACAUACGAGACAAUUGCGGAGUGCAGAGCUCUGCAGAAGCUCGGGGCUGACGCUGUGGGUAUGAGCACCGUUCCUGAGGUGGUGGUGGCUCGUCACUGCGGACUGCGUGUUUUGGGUCUGUCCCUUAUCACCAACAAGGUUGUGAUAGAUUAUGACAGCAGUGAAAAAGCAAACCACGAGGAAGUGCUGAAGACAACCGAGCAUCGGGCCAAGGACCUUCAGAGGCUUGUUGGUCAUCUUAUCCCUAAGCUCUAAUAUCUUUCGAUCAGAGAUCUGCUCUAACAACAAAAAGCACUAUAGUUUCUUAGCUUUGAUCAAAAGGUGCAAAUGGGAAAUCUUCAAAAAUACAAAUACUUUUACACAUUAUGAGCCUGCAUAAUGAUCUUUAGCAGUUCAAAGGUUGCAAGUAUAUAAAGAAGGGUUCUAUGGGGCAUAUAUACAUAUAUAUAUGCAUAAUCUAUUUGCUUGCUAAUGGCACUGCUACUCCAUGUAUGAUUUAAGAUUUAAGACUAUUUACUGCUAGACUAUUUGCUGCUAUUUACAGGAGUGAAGGGUGAUUAUUUGUAGUUAACAAUGCACACGGCUAAAAACAUUGUGAAAACAAACAAAUGUUAUUACUUUAACAACAACUGUCCUUUUAUGUGUACCAAGCAAGAACUGACCCACGAUUAGCUCUAGAACAAGUUUGUUCAGAAAACCAAAGAAAAGUGAAGAAAAUUAUUUUUUAAACGUUUCAGUCUGUUGUUUUGGAAAACUUCAGUACCUACCGAGACAUUCUGGAACAGCCUUUCACCUUAUUUUUAUCUUUAAUUAUAUGGCUGUGGAACAUAAAACAAGCCAGAAUUGAAGAUAGGUCAUUUUGGAAAUGCCUGUUUUGCACAGCUAAAAUUAUGUUUUUUCAUUUUAAAAAUGAAAUGCUCACCUGACCAUCUUUUUGUCACUGGUUAAGUCCAGACAUGGGACCAGAUUGAAAUAAGAAUCUAUUAACUUAAAAAAUAUAUCUUUGAUGACCUGUUUGAUAGUUUUUGCACAUUAAUGGACAUCCUCUGCAGCUUCUCAUCUCAGGUUUUACUGUUGCAUCUUUUAUAUACUGUCUAAAGUAAUCUACAUCAAGUUGCACUUGUAUCGCUGGUGGUACGGCUCUGUAACACUGAUCACCAUGUGUGUCAUCAGAGAAAUGUCUGGGAACAGAAAUAAGAAAUUUAGGGGGAAGCUGAAUUUUGUUUUUGGGAAGUUCAUUCUUUGUAGUACAAUUGGUGAUGGUGAAAACAUUUUAAAUUACCACUCAGAAACUGCACAUGCAAGAACAACAACAGGAACACAGUAAUGUUGUCCACAGUCGUAAUAUUUCUGUUCUGACAUCCGUACUGCAGGACUACUGUGUCAUUCGUCCUGGGCUGCCUUAAAUAAUCAAGCCUCUAAAUUGUUUGACAUAUUUGAUGGCUAAACUUGUGUACUAGAUUGAGUGUAUUGGUUGUAAUACAUAUAAGACUUUAUGCACGCUUUAUAGAUCUCGUUUGCCUGUAAGGAGAGUAAAUUUACAAGUCAUAUUACAAGUUUGGAGAUAAUUUUAGAUCAUAUUGUAUAGCCAUCUGUGGACUUUAGCUAAAAUAGAGCUAAAGAAAGCAGUGUGUUACCACCAAAUUAGAAAAGUGACUCUACACUAAACUAGCUGUUAUUUACAGGAGUGAAGGGUGAUUAUUUGUAAUUAACAAUGCACAAAAGUACUUAUUUUUGCUCUAAAUCAGUGUAAAUCGCACAAAGUAAUUUAUUGAUGAAUGCAUUUAUAAUUAAAAUAUAUAGCAAAAUAUUUUUUUUCUUUAGAAUUGAAUUAAGAGCUGAAUCAGUUUUAGAACACUUACCAGAAAGUGGAAAGGCUUCUUGUUAGUGAUUUUAUAAUAAUCUUCAAUAACUCACUGAAAUGAAAAGCUACUCUCAAUCACUACAAUUUACUUAUAUGGAGGUACAGCUGCUGGGAUCCAAUUUGCACACUAAGCAAAGACAACACUGUAAUAACAGGAAGGAGAUAUAGUACCCCAACCUGCAGUUUUCAAUCUGCUCUGUACUGCCUUGGAAACACUUGCCAGCUUUCCUUGACUGUCUCAUUCAUUAGAGCUGAAAAGGGCAAGAAAAAUACAGGAUCAGCAGUCAACCUCUUAAACCAUUUGGAUCAGGCAGAACACCAGGACACUAAUGGAAGUCUUAAAGGGGAAUUAUACUCAAAAGGAAACAAACAAGUUGCCCUUUUUCAAGAGGAACAGUUUAUCUUUUGUCAGGGGUAUGUAUGAACACAAAUCAGAAAGGUGCUAUUUUCUGUAAAUAAAUAUGUAUGACUCAAAGUUUUGAACCAUUUUAGUCUUAUUUUCAUCCAUCCAUCCAUUUUCUAACACCCUUGUCCCUAGUGGGGUCGGGAGGUGCUGGUGUCUAUCUCCAGCUAACGUUCUGGGCGAGAGGCGGGGUUCACCCUGGACAAGUCGCCAGUCUUUCGCAGGUCUUAUUUUCAUAUUGCUCUGUUUUUAAUUGUACUAGAACUGCUUUGUGUGUUUCUAACUCUGCUGACUGUAUCUAGCACUCAGGUUUAAAACCAGUUCACUUACAUUUUAAUGUACACAAUGACAAUGUUCUUGAAAAAUGUUGCUGCUUUCAAAUAAUAAAAAGAAAAUAAUGCAGAA